Melitaea cinxia (Glanville fritillary) is the source of this 1353-nucleotide messenger RNA. RefSeq lists its product as uncharacterized. The record is from RefSeq and is a predicted model, not a curated record. The transcript is spliced from 3 exons. NCBI's taxonomy places the organism in Eukaryota, Metazoa, Arthropoda, Insecta, Lepidoptera, Nymphalidae. Bases 1 to 1353 code for a protein of 450 amino acids.
AUGUCCACUGAAGAUAAAUUAUCAGUGCCUUCGGCAGCUUCCCCCUUGGGAAAACAACUAAAAGAUAUUUCCGAACUCAAAAAACAGCGAGGUAAUUUGAAAGGUCGGUUAACACAAUUUAAAAAAUAUUUAGAUUCAUUGCCAUGUAAUGAUAUAUCUCAAGUUCAAGUUAAAGAAGUUAAAUUAAGAAUGCAAGCAGCUCAAGAUCAUUUUAAUACUUUUAACAACAUACAAAAUCAAAUUGAGCUAACUUUACCCGAGUCGGAAUAUACAGCAAACUUUGAGUAUGUAGAAUCUUUCGAAUCAUUAUAUUUUAACGUUCUCGCUACAGCUGAAAGUAUAGUCGAAAAUACCGUUGAAAGUCUAAAAUUUAGCAGUAAAUCGUCAGUGCAAUCGAAUGUUAAGCUGCCGGACAUAAAAUUACCCUCCUUUGAUGGUUCGUUUGAUCAGUGGCUAGAAUAUAGGAAUUCGUAUAUUACUAUGAUACACAACCGUUCAGACUUAGACGAAAUUCAGAAAUUUCAUUAUUUAAAGGCUUCGCUGAGCGGUUGUGCGUUACAAGUUAUAAGCGCUUUGGAAUUUACAGCGGAUAAUUACGUGCAUGCCUGGGAUCUACUUCAUAGUAGAUUUCAUAAUACGCGACUUCUUAUACAGAACCACUUAAAAUCAUUAUUUUCUAUCACUCCGCUCAAACAGGAAUCCCACUUGCAGAUUCGUAGGUUAAUAGAUACUACACUGAGAAACCUGCGUGCUUUAAAAUCAUUAAACGAACCUACUGAACAUUGGGAUACAAUAAUUAUAUACUUAGUUGUAUCUAAAUUAGACGCAUCUACUGAGCGGGAAUGGGAGAAUUAUAAGGGAUCAAUUUUAACUGAUUCGAAUAAACGACUAAAAUUAGAUGAUUUACUGACAUUCUUAAGAAAUAAAUCGAAUACCCUCGAGAUGAUUAAUUCUAGUCAAAAUAAGUUGCCUCAAUAUAAGCCUCACGCUAUAAGCGAAAAUAAGCAUUACCAAUCAAAAGGCCAUAUCAUAGGGCAUACUUACACGUCUACUAAUUAUAAUAAAAAUAAUUCUAAGAAGUCAUUUAGUUCUAAUAAACGAAUUUCUCCAGACAAUAAUAGUUGUUUCUUGUGCAAUGGUCAUUCUGCAACGGAAUGUAUGUUCGGACCGUGCAAGCAAUGUCAGAACAAACAUAAUACUUUAUUACAUAUUAAUAAUAAUUUGAAUAAAUUCGAAUAUACGCAAAGCGGGCGAUCAGCUGAUUUAAACGAGACUCGUGAAGCGGCCGGCCGGUCGACUGCGCUUCAUAGCGUAGCUACUUGCCACGCGCGGCCGCGAACACAUUACGUCUAG